Molecule: messenger RNA, 1083 nt
Organism: Psilocybe cubensis
Lineage: Eukaryota; Fungi; Basidiomycota; Agaricomycetes; Agaricales; Agrocybaceae
Exons: 6
Coding region: 1-1083 (360 amino acids)
Source: RefSeq, a predicted model, not a curated record
AUGCCCGGCAUUGGUCUGUACUUCAGAUUUGAGGACAACCCACGGCGCGCCAUUGACUUGCUCGACUGGCUAGAUGGACAUCCCGAGGAACGAGACGUCAUUUUCGACGUCACGGUACCCAUCCGGGGCGAAACUCUCACCCUGGGAGCAUGCUACGCUCGUGCUGCGCUGCAUCUCUAUUCAACGGAUGACGACGACGGCACCAUUCCACAAAGGCUUCAAGCACACGGUAUUCAUGGCAAUCUGGAGGAUGCCCUCGCACACCUGAAAAAGCAGCUUGUUCGAAAUGUGCCGGAUAUUGACAAGAGGUUGAACAAGAUCUUUAUGCCGUUUUCUAUGCAGGUAAAGUAUCACAUCCAUGAGAGGUGGAAGAAGACGUACCAAACUGUUAACAAAGAAAUUAUGGAGUCUAAGCCAGAAAUCAAACUCGAUAGUAUUCUGCGACUGGAUGAUAUUGAAUUUAAGCCGAGAGGUACUUGGAAGGUUGGAGAAAUACCGGCAGAAACUGAAUUUUUGCCUCCCGAAUACCUAUGGGACAGGUUACACAAGUACUGGAGAAAUAACCCAACCUUUAACCAGUAUUUAAGGGGUAACCUUAAAAGAUCGGGUGGGAGGAGAAGGAGGCGUACUACUUCUGCUCCUUCACACGGGAUGUCAACUAACAGUGACGAGAUGUCGCCUUCGAGUUCGGAUAGUGAAGCUUCUGGAUUUGAAGGGGAAACAGGGGGCCAGCCAUCACAGCACCGGCGACGCAUCAAAAAGAGCCACACACCGCAUGUAUCAGUCAAGCGGAGAAACUCCCAUUCUGUCUCGGAAAUAUCAACAUCUAGCUCGAGAACUACGCGUAGCAAAACCCGGCACGAGUCUUAUAAACACGGACAUUGUUCUGCACCCGGAAAACAAAGCGACUAUCGCAUGCUGGAGCUGAAGAUCAAGCUAAAACAACUGGAAAACGAGGGGCAGGAGAAGCAGGCAGCCGCAGAGUUACAACGCUUGAAGUUGCAGGCAGAUAUGGAGGAACGUAGAAGGAAACAUGAGGUGAGAAUGCAAUUGUUAGGUGCUGAGAUGUUCAAGGCAGCGUGA